Pelodiscus sinensis (Chinese soft-shelled turtle) is the source of this 1080-nucleotide messenger RNA. The record is from RefSeq and is a predicted model, not a curated record. Lineage: Eukaryota; Metazoa; Chordata; Testudines; Trionychidae.
AUGAAUGCCCAGGGUCGCAAACAAGCUCCAGCAAGGAGCAUGCAGGAGAUCCUGGACCUGAUUGCUGUAUGGGGAGAGGUAUCUGUGCAGACAGCACACCGAAGCAGCAGAAGAAAUGCUGAUGUCACAGGACAGGAGCUGAGACGCCAGCAGAUUGUGGUUAAUGUAGAACUUUGGAAGGCCUAGAAAGAUGAACAGAUCCUAAAAGGAAAGAACAUUUCUUUCUCCUCCAUGACAGAAGAGAGUCUUUCUCCAAAAGAAGAGAAAAAGAAUGCAAUGAUGAAAGAAGCCAACUUACUGAACAACCCAGAGGUGCCAUUUCCUGUCUCUGUCUCCAACAGGAGAAUGCCUUCCAGACAGAGGAACCCACCUCUAAAUCAGAUUAUUGAAGCAGGGAUUAUUCCCGAACUGGUGGAAUUCUUGAGCCAACAUGAUAACAUCCACUUGCAGUUCGAAGCUGCAUGGGCGCUGACUAACAUUGUUUCUGGCACUUCGGACCACAUGAGAAUUGUUGUGGAGGCAGGUGCUGUCCCAGCCUUCAUCGCCCUCAUGUCUUCUUCGCACAUGCAUAUCAGCGAACGGUCUGUGUGGGCGCCGGGUAACAUCGCAGGUAAGAUGCCUCUGUACAGAGACUCCCUUAUCCACAACAAUGUGAUUCCUCCUCUGUUGGCUCUGGUGACACCUUCUACUCCCGUUGGUUUCCUGUGAAAUAUCACGUGGACGCUGUCAAACCUCUGCAGGAACAAGAACCCAUAUCCUCCCCUGGAGGCUGUGAAGGAGAUCCUGCCAGUGCUCGUUCGCCUCCUGCAAAACAAAGAUAAGGACAGCCUCUCUGAUGCCCGCUGGGCUGUGUCCUACCGGUCUGAUGGGUCCAAUGAUCACAUCCAGGUGGUGAGGGAGACUGGGAUUCUCGCAAGGCUGGUAAAACUCAUGGCCAGUCCAGAGCUAAGUGUUAUGGUAGGUAAAGCACUUAGCCUACGGCAAGGCACACUCACGUUCUUUUAUGCACCUCACUCCUCUGUGAUGGCACAACUCAGUGCUAUUGACGAAAACCUAAAAAGCAAGCCUCCUGCCUUCUAG